Molecule: messenger RNA, 3265 nt
Organism: Ziziphus jujuba (common jujube)
Lineage: Eukaryota; Viridiplantae; Streptophyta; Magnoliopsida; Rosales; Rhamnaceae
Exons: 6
Coding region: 821-3070 (749 amino acids)
Biological process (GO): protein phosphorylation
Molecular function (GO): protein kinase activity; ATP binding
Source: RefSeq, a predicted model, not a curated record
UCUCGACUAAGCCUCAUCCGAGUAUUAGAUGGUUCUACAUUUAUGGAUUUUUGAAGGUAACUUUAGGUUUACUUUGUGAUGUGAGAAAGAGGAAGAAGAUGAAUUUGAUAGAGUUGGAGAGGGAGGAAGACGACGUUUAACGUUGACGUCUGUUAAUCAAUUUUACAGCGGUAUUUUAGUAGAAUGAUGUGGCAUAGUUUGUCCACAUGUCCUUUACUUAAUAGAAGGAGUAUCCACUCACUCAGUACUCCGGGCGUACUAGAGAACUUUCCGAGUAGGAGAAGGCUGGAUCCCACAGGAGACAAAGCUAAUGUUGUUCACACUACUUUCAAUUUUUUUGUGCAUUUCUGCAUUUUUUGGCUCCCCAAACAGAACUUUUUCCCGGAAAGUGAGAGGAAAAUGGAGGAGGGGGGCGGGGGGAAAAAAAAAAAGGAAAAAAAAACCAACGUGGUUCGUAGUUGGGGAAUAUUUUAGUUUAUGAAGUAAAGGUUUUGUAGUUGUGAAAAAAAAAGGAAAAAAAAAAAAAAAAGGAAUGGAAAUGGCGGAGCCAGUGAUCUCGGUGGUUUCUGCUGCUUCUUCUUUUCUGUGGCUUAUUCUGCUGUUUGGUUUGGUGGGAAAAGCGUCUGCGAAUGCUUAAAAUCUUUUGGUAUAAGCGUCCACCCAAUUGACAUCGUCUCCUGUGGGGUUCUAUUCGGUGAAAGCACUCUUGAAAGAUCAGAGGGUGGAAACACUGGUUGAUUCUGAUCUACAGGGCAAUUACAACGACGAUGAGGUAGAGCAGCUGAUCCAAGUAGCUCUGCUGUGCACGCAAGGGUCCCCGAUGGGAAGGCCAAAGAUGUCAGAAGUUGUAAGAAUGCUUAAAGGAGAUGGCUUGGCAGAAAGAUGGAAGGAGUGGCAGAAAGAGGAGAUAGUCCGCCAAGACCUUAAUAACCAUAACCAUCAUCCAACUUCUAAUUGGAUCGUGGCUGACUCAUCUACCUUGUUUGCAGCCGAGGAGGAUCCAGAAGUUCAUCUGGGACAGCUCAAACGAUUUUCUCUUCGUGAGCUACAAGUUGCAACAGAUGGUUUUAGCGAUAAAAAUAUUGUAGGUAGAGGUGGAUUUGGUAAGGUUUAUAAAGGACGCUUGGUGGAUGGUUCUCUUGUGGCUGUAAAGAGACUUAAAGAGGAGCGUACACAGGCUGGGGAGCUGCAGUUUCAGACAGAGGUAAAAAUGGUCAGCAUGGCUGUGCAUCGUAAUCUACUUCGACUUCGUGGAAUUUGCAUGACAUCUACUGAACGGUUGCUUGUCUACCCUUAUAUGGUUAAUGGAAGUGUAGCAUCGUGUUUGAGAGAUCGUCCUGAAUCCCAGCCACCACUUGAUUGGCAAAUACGGCAACGCAUCGCAUUGGGUGCUGCAAGGGGGCUUGCAUAUUUAUAUGAUCGUUGCGGUCCUAAGAUUAUUCACCGUGAUGUGAAAGCUGCAAAUAUAUUAUUAGAUGAAGAAUUUGAGGCAGUUGUAGGAGAUUUUGGGUUGGCUAAAUUCAUGGAUUAUAAAGAUACUCAUGUUACCACUACUGUAAGUGGCACAAUUGGACAUAUAGCACCAGAAUGCGUCUCAACUGGAAAAUCUUCAGAAAAAACUGAUGUUUUUGGGUAUGGUGUUAUGCUUCUUGAACUCAUCACUGGACAAAGGGCUUUUGAUCUAGCUCAGCGUGUAAAUGAUGAUGAUGUCAUGUUACUUGGUUGGGUGAAAGGACUCUUGAAAGAUCAGAGGAUAGAAACACUGGUUGAUUCUGAUCUACAGGGCAAUUACAACGACGAUGAGGUAGAGCAGCUGAUCCAAGUAGCUCUACUGUGCACGCAAGGGUCCCCGAUGAAAAGGCCAAAGAUGUCAGAAGUUGUAAGAAUGCUUAAAGGAGAUGGCCUGGCAGAAAGAUGGAAGGAGUGGCAGGAAGAGGAGAAGUUCCUCCUAGACCUUAAGAACCAUAACCAUCAUCCAACUUCUAAUUGGAUCGUGGCUGACUCAUGUACCGUGUUUGCAGCCGAGGAGUAUCCAGUUUAUCUGCAACAGCUCAAAAGAUUUUCUCUUCGUGAGCUACAAGUUGCAACAGAUGGUUUAAGCGAUCAAAAUAUUCUAGGUAUGGGUGGAUUUGGUACGGUUUAUAAAGGGCGCUUGGCUGAUGGUUCUCUUGUGGCUGUAAAAAGACUUAAAAAGGAGCAUUCAUGGGUGCUGCAGUUUCAGACAGAGAUAGAAAUGAGCAGCGUGGCUGUGCAUCGUAAUCUACUUCGACUUCGUGGAUUUUGCAUGACACCUACUGAACGGUUGCUUGUCUACCCUUAUAUGGCUAAUGGAAGUCUAGCAUCGUGUUUGAGAGAGCGUCAUGAAUCCCAGCCACCACUUGAUUGGCAAAUAAGGCAACGCAUCGCAUUGGGUGCUGCAAGGGGGCUUGCAUAUUUACAUGAUCAUUGUGAUCCUAAGAUUAUUCACCGUGAUGUGAAAGCUACAAAUAUAUUAUUAGAUGAAGAAUUUGAGGCAGUUGUAGGAGAUUUUGGGUGUGCUAAGCUCAUGAAUUAUAGAGACACUCAUGUUACCACUGCUGUACGUGGCACUAUUGGACAUAUAGCACCAGAAUAUAUCUUAGCUGGAAACUGUUCACAAAAAACUGAUGUUUUUGCGUAUGGCAUCAUGCUUCUUGCACUCGUCACUGGAAAAGGGACUUUUGAUCUAGUUCGGCCUGCAAAUGAUGAUGAUGUCAUGUUACUUGAUUGGGUGAAAGGAUGCUUGGAAGAUCGGAGGCUGGAAACACUAGUUGAUUCUGAUCUACAGGGCAAUUACAACGACGAUGAGGUAGAGCAGCUGAUCCAACUAGCUCUGCUGUGCACGCAAUGGUCCCCGAUGGAAAGGCCAAAGAUGUCAGAAGUUUUCAGAAUGCUUGAAGGUAAUGGCUUGGCAGAAAGAUGGAAGGAGUGGCAGAAAGAGGAGAUGUUCCGCCAAGACUAUAAUAACCAUAACCACCAUCAAGCUUCUAAUUGGAUCGUGGCUGACUCCACCUCACAAAUCCCUGCAGAUGAGUUGUCUUGUCCCAGAUAAUCCCCCUCCUUCAUGAUUCUGUCAUUAUACAUACAAUGUCUCUUGAAGGCCAAUUUUGUGUAUAUGAUUUUCUUUCUUUUCCUGUUUAUUUUUCAUUUUAAUUUUGCUCAUGUCCAGUUUGAAACACAUUUGGGGUUGGUGUUGUAAUUUUUAUAUGGUUUAAGUGAUACUAUGAAAAUUUAGGUGCUUAACAAA